ACGAUAGCGUCAGUGCAGUAGACGACGGUCGGACGCAGGUGCCAUGGAAGGAACGAUGCCGAACACAUCUGAACCUAAGGCUCGUCAUGCAGCUGCCCGUGCAGAUUCGGGGAGGUCUCUUUCAUGCUUCAGCGUCGACGAGAAUGUUCAGGAUUUGCUUUGGGACGAGGACGUCCAAAUGGAGGAGCUCCUCGACUUCUCCUUCGACCACAUCGACAAGCUGGCAGAACGCCGGGGCAAGACUAUCACAAUCGCCGAGAAGUGGCGCCUCUGGGAUUACGUGCAGCGGAUGAAGCGCGAGCAGCCCUACUGGAUAACCAAGGAAUCGGUGCCCUGGGACGAGCUCGAGGCCAAAUACGCGCUCCACAGCCGCUCUCUGUCGUCCGACUCCUUGCGUGGUGACCUGCAGUUCUCGAGGAGUGGGCCGUCUACGCCCACGCCACUGAUGCAUUCGCUGAGGAGACCACUGGAGAGGAAGGGGUCGGCAGCUUCUCGUGGUGCUGCCGCUACUGAGGCGAGUCUUUGAAUCAAACGCAUCUCGACUGUCAACUGCGCCCUCGGACGAGCUGAAAUGCAAGCCGGACGAACGCUUUACGCUCUCUGAGCAGUGGGACGCAGGGUCGCCACACAGGGACCAUGUGGUGUCGGCAGCGUGCCCCAAGAAAAAGCAAGGUUGGCAACGGCUCCUAGGAAAGGUAUUUCACCCAAAACCCAAGAGCUCGGCGAAAGACCACAGCAUCGCAGAUUUGGACUCCACAUUCGCAGCUGCCUCCAACAGCUCCAGUCCUUGCUCGCGUUACGAAGGGCCUCCGUCGCCACCGACCAUAUUCCAGAAGCAACGCCCGACAGGCUUUCUCCGAAGGUCACUGCGAAAAGUGACCAUGGCGGCGCGCAAGCACGACUGAACGUCGAUCUCGACAACGUCGCGUUAUGGUGCCUGGCGUACAUACUUUUUAUUCGAUUUUAUUUGACUUUUGACAACUUCAUCGCUCACUGCAGAAGAAUGAAGAGAAAAAAAAAACUAUGGUGACGUCAUU
Rhipicephalus sanguineus (brown dog tick) is the source of this 1037-nucleotide messenger RNA. RefSeq lists its product as uncharacterized. Lineage: Eukaryota; Metazoa; Arthropoda; Arachnida; Ixodida; Ixodidae. The coding region runs from base 44 to 526 and encodes 160 amino acids. The transcript is spliced from 5 exons. The record is from RefSeq and is a predicted model, not a curated record.